Messenger RNA from Lytechinus pictus (painted urchin), 3592 nucleotides. RefSeq lists its product as uncharacterized. The coding region runs from base 905 to 1546 and encodes 213 amino acids. The record is from RefSeq and is a predicted model, not a curated record. Gene Ontology annotation, molecular function: protein binding. Gene Ontology annotation, biological process: signal transduction. The transcript has 4 exons. NCBI's taxonomy places the organism in Eukaryota, Metazoa, Echinodermata, Echinoidea, Temnopleuroida, Toxopneustidae.
AUUGAAUAUAAUCAUGAUUAGAAUCACAAACAUGAAACACGAAAAAAGGGGCGUUUGGAAAGACGUUUCUGCAGAAUCACGUACGAAAAUGUUCGAAUAAACGAUAUCGUGAUUACAAUCAUGAUUCUAUGACGUCAUUGUGUCGGGCUACUUUAGGUUUGACUCUUGCCAAGCUCAAGACGCGCUAUGCUCAGUGUAUUUAUACAUAAUAUGAUACGCAUGCAUUCUGUGUUGGGCAUCGCAUCGUCCACUUCUUUUCAUCUUUUUUUUUGGUCAUGUCUUCAACUUCAAGUGAACUAGUAAAUGAACUAUAUAACUGAACAGACAAUGAUAUCAAUUGUUGUUGAGUUAACAAGUGUCAAUAUGAAAUUGGAUCUACGCUAAAAUUUACAUCCGAACACAAUUUUCGAUAAACCGACAAGAAGAAUAAUAAGUAAACAUAUUGUGGUAUAAUAGACUGAAUUCGGAAGAUAGAGGAUUGAUUUUUCGAGAGCCAAAACACGUGCGAAAAAAGUUGACCUAACUUCCUCUGUCAAACUGCGCACUGUGAUGCGCACUGGAUCGGUCCGAAUCCGAGGAAAAACAGCUUUAAAAUGAAGGUAGUCUGAACGCUGAUUCUGUGGUAUUGUGAUUCAUGUUUGUGUUUUGAAUCAUGAUUCAAAUCAUGAUUUAAAUCAUGAUUUUGGCUUGAGGUCGCAUAAACGCAGCCAUAGCUCAACAUGUUUGAAUGGUACUGAAUAUAAAGCACGCCAUCAUAGAUAGGCUUAUCGUUCUUCUUCGCAGGAAUGAUUUCAAUCAAGACUAGUUUACGUUCUAAAUCUAUAUUUUAUAAACAGCCUACUUUUGUGACCGUGUUGUAGUUCAAACUUAGGAUAACAAGUCAAGGCCAUCCUAAUCAAGCGUCAUGACGGAGACCUUAACGGAGGAAAAACUCAAUGAACUGGCACAGGCUGUGGCUAAUAAUGAAAAUUUAUUAACGCUCGGGUUGAAUCUGGGAUUCAAGGAGUCCAAGGUCAAGGUGUACAUCAGUACAAAUAAGCGAAAUGACAGUUUCGAAGGAACCAGUUCCAUGCUCUUUGCCUGGAAAAAGAAGACACGGAAAGCGAAGCAAAUACCUGAUUUAAUAAAAGCACUGGAAGACGCUGAAUUGACGGAAUUAGUUGAUGAAUUCUUUCCAUCUGGAGAGGAUGGUUCAACCCCUCCUGGUAAUGUCAAAGGAAAUGGAGCGAAGAAUAAAAAUGGUAAUCCAGACUCUGCUGAAGAACUGGAGGAUAUUAAUGACAUCUUGGACACGAUUGCCAAGACAGUCCGACAAAAUACGGAAAUCGACACACUCGGAAGAAAGCUUGGAUUUAAGUAUGAAGAUGUUCAAGGAUAUAUAGCAAUCAAUCACAAAACACAUAGCAUUACGUGGGAUGGAACUCUACAGAUGUUACGGGAUUGGUUUAAAAACCAAAAAAAAUCUGGUCGAGAGAGAGAAGCUUUGAAGACUGCUCUCGAAAAAUCAGGUCACAUUCGUCUUGCUGAUGAGCUCUUUUCAUUAUAGUAGACUUGUUAAGAGGUUGAACGCUGCAUUUUUGAGUACAAGUGUCCCACUUGGCAAAAAUGUUCCUUGAGUCAAAAGAAAAAGAUUCAUCCAAAGAGACACGCAGUCUCUAUGCAAAUGAGCAAGUAAUUUGCAUAAAUUUGCAUAUUAUGUCGAUACAGUGAAAACAAGUAUUUAAGAAUAUAUAUUCAACCAGAACUGCUCCAAAAUUGGUAACAAAGACUUAGGGUAAGAAUGGGAAGAAAAUUGUCAUAAAAUGAUUGGGAUAUCCUUGUUUACUAUUACCUAAUUUACAUGAAUUAUGCAAAUUAUAUACAUAAUUUAUGCAAAUUAGACAACAAUGUGGAUGGAUAAACGGCUCGUUGGUGAAUUUUUUCUCUUCCUCCAUCCAUAGAACGUUAGUACUGAUUAAAAUGCCUAAUUGUUUACACUACUCAUGGAAUUAGUAUAGGUAAACUCAUUAAUAUGUAUUCAUGGUAAUAAGUGGUCAUUUGCAUAGAUGUAGUGAAUCCUUUGUGCCCGAAUACUUUAUAAUAACCCUAUUUAACACAUAUAUACUUAUUUAUUAAGUUUAGAUCAUUCAAAAUCACACAAAAGCUUAAUAUAGUAUAAUUCAUGCAAAUUAUGCACUAAAUAUCACAAACAAAUGAAUUUAACGCAAAUAUUGAAAAUUACAAAGAUAUAGUUUUCUCAUGUAUAGUUUCUUUUCCUUUCAUCAUCAUUAGAUUGUCACGAGUAAGACAUGUUUUACUAUUAAAGCGGUUUUUCUAAUGUUUAGAGCAUUUUGCAGUUUUAUGCAUAAAUUAUGGUAAUUAGGGAUUAUUUGCAUAUUUUAAAAAAGUUCGUUUGUCCAAUGUCUUUCCCAGACCCUAAGACACAUUUAUACCUUUCAUUAUUUACAUACCACAUUUAUUGACACUUUUAUUCAAAUCAGAUCAUCCAGAAUCAUUUGAAAAAGGGGCACUUUUGAUUGAAAAUGUGUAUAAUUUAUGCAAAAUAGGUAAUGAAAUGUAUGGUUACUGCAUUUUUUUUCAUUAGUAUUCUUUUGCUGCUUCCACAAACGCUUUGCAUCAAAUUUGACAUUUCUAUGAAGUAGCUUUACAUUUUUACAAGUGUUUUUAGCAAAUUACUCAUUUUAGAGGCUAAUUUACAUAAUUUAUGCUAAUUAGGGUUAAUUUGCAUAUAUGCAGGGUGUCUCUUUGGAUAAACAUUUUCCAAUGGGUUAAAGGAAUAUACAUGCCAAGAGGCACACAUUGAACUAAAAAUGCAGCGUUCACCCCUUUUUUGCAGUUAACAAGUCUACUAUUAUCCAAUUAGUAAGAGAGAGAUAAUAGGAACAAACCUAUUCGUUCGGGAUUAUCUGUAAUUUAACAUGUAUCCCUUAUCUUUUAUUAAGAUGAGCCCAAAGUUAGGCUUAGUAUGCUCAUAAUGUUAAAAAAAGUUUACCCAAAUUAAUAAUAUUAAUAAUAAUAACAAUAUCACUGCCAAAUGCGUCCAUAUGCUCUUACUGGGAUAUCAUUAACCUGGCUUUAACACCGAAGCCUUUUAUUUUUCAAAAUAAAAAAAUUCGUUUGAUUAAAUAAAAGCCUUCAUAACAAAAUACCUGAUAUGCAUCCUCUAUUCAACAUGUAGCUAGCCUUUCUCCAGUACCCUCUAAAAACACCGAGUCAAUUUUCCCCGAAUAUUGGGUAGAAAGGGAACAUGCUUGUUAGCUUGGUUUUUUUACCCCAUAUUGUGCAAAAUGCACAUUUAAAUGAUAAAUUUUAACGCAACAUUGCGUUUACAAAAUAUUUUUCAUCUUUUUACCCAACCAACAUGCACGUUCCCAUUUUGCCCAAUAUUCCAAUAUUGGGUAAACCUUUUUGUAGAGUGUAUCUGGAAUGGCCCAGUAACGUUUGCUCAUUCAUUAUUCCAUUUCGUGGGUGCUAAUGCGUAAUACCAAGGUGAUUUUUUUUCUUUUGAUUUUGACACCAAUCUUAUCAAUCUUUAUCAUGAUCAAUCAAUCACUGAUCCAUUCGUUAUCUUUAAUGAAUAAACAAUACAACG